This is a messenger RNA of Scleropages formosus (Asian bonytongue), 1670 nucleotides long. It is a transcript of the gene egln3, whose product is annotated as egl-9 family hypoxia-inducible factor 3. Gene Ontology annotation, cellular component: nucleus; cytoplasm. The coding region runs from base 84 to 1058 and encodes 324 amino acids. Gene Ontology annotation, biological process: peptidyl-proline hydroxylation to 4-hydroxy-L-proline; cellular response to hypoxia. The transcript has 5 exons. NCBI's taxonomy places the organism in Eukaryota, Metazoa, Chordata, Actinopteri, Osteoglossiformes, Osteoglossidae. The record is from RefSeq and is a predicted model, not a curated record. Gene Ontology annotation, molecular function: peptidyl-proline 4-dioxygenase activity; ferrous iron binding; L-ascorbic acid binding.
UGCGAGGGGCGUGCACGCAGCUUGACGCGUCCGCGAACAUGGCACUGCACACGUAGCGCCGAGGGAGGGCUCGCUAGUUAAGGAUGGUAUCGGGCCGCUCUCGUGCCACAUGCGAACGGCUGCGUGCGCGAGCGAGCACUGCGCGCUCCCCGCUCAUGAGCGUCUCACAGAGCGACACGGGCGACGCGAGCGCAGCCCUUAGUAUGACAGGAAGAGAAGAGGCGGCGGAUGGAGCGCACAGGUGCGCGGAGGCGCGACCCGCGAGCGGCGAGAACGCGCUCAAGAGCGAAGACGCGGCUGCGGGGCUCGUGCCCCGGGCGCUGCGCAGACCCCGCAGCAACAGGGGCAAAUCCAAGGAGCACCGGCGCCUGGUCACGCACAGGCUCGUGCUGCACUACAUCGUGCCCUGCAUGAACGCGUACGGCCUCUGCAUCGUGGACAACUUCCUGGGCAACAAGAUCGGGGAGCGAAUCCUGCGAGAAGUGCGGAACCUGGAGCAGGCGGGCAAGCUGCGAAACGGGGAGCUCGCGUGCAGCAGGUUCGGCACGAACCCCUCCAUCCGGGGGGACCAGAUCGCGUGGGUGGAGGGCAGCGAGCCGGGCUGCGAGAACAUCGGCUUCCUGCUCACGCGCAUGGACAAGCUGAUCACGUACGCGCACGGCAGGCUCGGCAAGUACAACAUCAGAGGCAGACACAAGGCGAUGGUGGCGUGCUAUCCGGGAAACGGAACAGGGUAUGUGAAACAUGUGGACAAUCCCAAUGGAGACGGACGGUGCGUCACAUGCAUCUACUACCUGAACCAGAAUUGGGAUGCCAAGGAACACGGGGGAAUUCUGCGAAUCUUUCCCGAAGGCAAGUCCUACGUAGCCGACAUCGAGCCGCUGUUCGACCGGCUGCUGUUCUUCUGGUCAGACAGAAGGAACCCGCAUGAAGUGCAGCCUUCUUACGCUACAAGGUAUGCCAUCACAGUGUGGUAUUUCGACUCCGAAGAAAGGGCAGAAGCGAAACGGAAGUUCAGAGACUUGACAGCUAUCUCGCAGGAGAGGAGCACCUCCUAAUGCAACAAGGGGCUCGCUGUGUGCUGUGGAAUGUGCUGGACCUGCACACCUCCACUCAAGUUCCAAAAUGGAUCGUCUGCAGGACGUAAAAUGUAGCACUUUAGUCCGCUGUUUGUUCAGGAAACUGGUGACCUGUAGAUACUGCACUAAUGGUACCUGCACCUGCUUCGCUCUGGACUGUGUACUUAAAGUGCGCAGCUGAUGGAAACAAGCAGAUUUCUUUCUUUAAAUUUAGUCUAUUGUGGCCUCCUGUGCAGCUGAAGUCAGUCAAAUGUCACCUGCUGCAAAGCAUAGGAAACUGAAUUAAACGUACAGAGGUCCCUCCUUAUCCACUGGGUUCUCUUUCUGCAGUUUCAGUUACCGCGGUCCGAAAAAAUCAAAUGGAAAAUUCCAUUUUAAACAAUUCAUAAGUUUUAAAUUGCGUGCCGUUCUGAGUAGCGUGAUGAAAACUCGCGCUGUCCUGCCUGGGAUGUGAAUCAUCCCUUUGUCCAUCAUAUCCACGCUGUAUACGCUACCCGCCCGUUAGUCACUUAGUAGCCGUCUUGGUUAUCAGUUCAACUGUCGUGGUAUCGCAGUGCUUGUGUUCAAGUAACCCCCCUUUGUUUUUUGUUU